AUGCGGCUAAAUAGCUGCUGGAUACGGAGGGUACACAGGGGAAUUGCACAGUCGAACUUAAGAUGUGUCUCUACCUUCGCCGCUCUUGUAAAGGUGCAAGAAGCCCUGAAAAGUUCGAAACCAUUUGCUGAUGAUGCCAAGGGUUUUGCAGAGUUCUUUCGAGUUCCAUGUCUUCCCGGCGUUGGGGCGCAGGAGAGCGUUCGCCGCCACUACGACCGAGUGCUCCGAGACCUCAAGCAACAAAAAGAUAGCUACGUCAUGCGACAACAAGGACAAGAUGAGCGUGUCAACGAGGAACUUCCAAUCUUUUUGGUCUCAUAUGAUACUGGAUCGAAAAACUUUUACCUCUUUUCGGUCGAGAAAGAUUGCAAUGCAGUCCGCUCUCCAGCUGAUGGUGAGUCAGACGUAUCAGGUUUGGCGGACGAACUAAUGCAAUACACACGCGGCAUGACACAAGCGAUUAUGAUUCCCAUUGUGGCCGACGAAGAGGAGCGGGGAGCUCUGGCCCCUCACCUGACGCGACUCAGCGGUGAACUGAAACGGUGUGGCAUCAUUCCUGUUCUCAGUGUUGAUAGCUUAGAAAUCAUAAAGACACUAGAUCCCCAGCAGUCGCCUGUUCGUAUCGUGACAAAAGGUCGCGGCAAGCAUGCGUCGGAGCCACUCACCGAAGAGUGGUUUCGCGCCCAUUGGGUACACCUGCGCACGCUCGUCUUCAAAUCCAGCGAGGAGGACCCCAUUAUUACUUUGAACCGCCUCGUCGCGCCACGGUUUACCAUAUAUGUUAUUCACCUGGUGCGCGCAGGUUCCCGCGGACUUAACGUGGCCCUUUAUGAGCCGCUUCAGAAAAAACGAUAUGGAGCAAAGGGGAUGCUUUCCGACGUUUUGGGCUGCCUCUUAGAGAGGCAAGCAAAGCAGGUGAUAUUUCUCCCAACGAACCGUACAGAUCGUCCCACAUUACUGCGAUGUCGUACCGCGCUCACAAAAAUGGGACGCACUUGUUACCUUGUCUUCCCAUCAGAGAUUGGGGAAAAGUAUCGUGGGGUAUAUCAGUCGGAUCCGGCCCGGUACUGGUCAUCGCUAUGUGAGGUAAAAGGUUCUCUCGACGCAGAUUUCAGCUUUGAAGUGUACGCAACUGUAGGAAAUAAUAUUCGCACCCAGCAGUACAAGCGAACGAGAGAAAAUUUACUAGAGAAGCAGGCUUCCUUAAGCAGCGAAAAUAACAUGCCGGCAGUAACAAACUCUGAGGUGGAGAAGUGGCUUCGUGUUCUUUCACUCGAUAAGCGUGUGUCAUGUGAAAAGGCACAAAUGCGCAAGUACAAAAAGUACCUUGUGAUUGCAUUCAUGGCGACGGAAUUUGCUGCAUACACUCGACCGGCAAACCCCCACGCACCUGCGAAUUAUGUGGUAGCUACUAGCAUUAUGGACUAUCAGCAACAGGUUGUGGAGCCAUGGACCAAGUACUCUUCCCGCGGGGAGUUCAAGCUACCCUCAUUGGAAGGGUUCGAUGUUAUUGUGUGUCACGAUGUUAAACACUUCGUGUUAUUGAUAUGGGACGAUCCCGAACUCCGACGUUUCUUAAAGCGUGGGGGAAGGGUGUGGUGCACGAUGUUCGCAGAAUACCUCCUCGACGCCCAGAGGUGUCAGUCUGGCAGCAAUAGCCUUCACGACGUGGCAAUGAAAUACGGCAUCCUCACACCACAGUCGUCGGUUUUGGGGCUCAGUACGCCAGACCUCCCCAUUGCAUUUAUUCAACACUACCUGGUAGCCGCAGUGGAUGCUAUAUCCCGUGUUUUUCAAGAACAACUCAAAAAGGCCUGUGGGAAUAGCCAAUUGAUUUGUGUCGCCCAUCGGAUGGAUUCGUUGCUAGCGAUGGCUUCCAUAGAGAAGGCUGGAAUUCACAUCGAUUCCAAGGAGGCAACUCUGCAGGCACAGGCGAUCCGUAAUCGGUUAUUGGCUAUCGACAAGUCUCUCUCUCUUUAUGCACCCGAUGAAAUACCACUUGACAUGCAACGGUUCUUCGACUGGACUUCCUUACAACACCUUCAGGCCUACUUCUUCGGUGGAAGCAUUACGUUGGGCUACACAGACAUUUCGCGUGAUUCCUCCACAUGGACCGCCCAUCUCAUUCAUCUCUGCCAUAAAUACGGCAACCUCGGGCUCAUGUCGGCAGAUGUGCACCUACAGCGGUUCGCUUCUGAAAGAGGGUUGCGGGGAGCUGGGCGUUUACCACAGCGUGUGGCACGAUUCUUUGAUGCGGACGGAAGCUCCCGGAGGCGCAAGUACAGACUAGUUGUAUUUGAUAUUGAAUCCACGGGAUUGAAUACAGCGACUGACGCCAUAAUUGAGGUUGCUGCAUUUGAUCCCGUGGAGGGGACGUCUUUUAGCUCAUUGGUAAAUCCGCAACGCCCCAUCCCGCCACAGUCUACCGCUAUCCAUCACAUAACCGACAGUAUGGUGCAGGGAGCUCCGCGUUUGUCAGAGGUUACACAAGCCUUUGCACGGUACUUGCGGCUGAGUGAAGGGCAGCGCGAUGAGGAUGAAGUUACAAUCCUCAUAGGUCACAAUGUUUUCGCCCUUGAUGAACCGCUCCUUCGCCGCGCUUUUCGGUCUGAAAGUGUGGAUACAGAGAACCUUCUCUUUUGUGAUUCGCUCACUAUACUUAAGGGUCUCAAGCAGGAACUGCAGGGGUCAAAGAAAGAUUCGAAGUUUGACAGAGGGGUGCUGGAUAUAUUGACCAACUCACUUCGUCUCUCUUCCCUCGUAGAAGGCUUGCGUGUAGAGGCCGACGGAGAACUUCACCGUGCCGACACGGAUGCGAAAAUGCUGUGGUUUGUUCUCGUUAACGCUUUCGGUAUCGGGGGAAAGGAUGCCGUCAAGCAGCGCGAUGAGGUGCUUAGCCAUGCUGUACGCACGCUGGUAUUGUACCCAGGUGUUGGGUGUUUUCUUCCGCAGGAGCGACGAAAGGAUUGCGUCACAGUUCAGUUACCUGGCGUAUGCUUCAAGGCGAUAAAAGAAAAACGAACCAUUGAACAGCUUCGCAAGCGCCACCUCGAUGAGGCAACAUUUGUCGUGUUACAGCGGCACAAGCUGGAGGUAGCGGGGCUUCUACUACAAAAGUUGCAAUUAGAGCGUGGCUCCGCAAAUUUUCUCCACUCGGGAACUGAUGGCCGGCUGUCCAUCCUUCAUAGUGACAAUAAGGUAAGACAGUAUAUUGAUCUUACCGCUACCACAACUUCACGCACAACGAGCUCCUACCCAAGCUGCCAAAAUAUCCCGAAGGACGACAAAUCUUCGCUACGCCACCUUUUUGUAUCAAGGUUUGGUGAGAAGGGCCGUUGCGUGGAAAUUGACUACUCGCAGCUGGAGAUUGUUGUUAUGGCUGUUCUCUGUGAGGACGAAAGGCUCGUUUCAGACCUAAACCAGGGGGUCGACUUCCACGUGAAACGCGCUUCGUUUUUCAGUGGAAUAUCCUAUGAUGAAAUCUAUAACGGAUACAAGCGUGGAGAGGCCAAAUUUCUCAAGCUACGUAAAGUGGCCAAGACUUUCUCGUUUCAGCGUUUGUAUGGUGCAGGCGUGCCGCUGCUUCACAAAACGACUGGUAUCCCCGUUCAGGAUCUUCAGGAAUGUAUACGCAGGGAAGAGGAAGAAUAUCCAGGUAUAUCGCGCUUCCACCGUCUCGCUCGGACGGUUGCUCUGCGGGCAAAUAAUCCCGGUCUGCCAACACACUUCAUUGUUGAGCUCCCUACAGGCCUACGCGUAUGUUACAAAACCCGAGAUGUAGUGCUCAACCUUCCUCCAGUGAAAAAUUACCCCAUUCAAAGCUUUGGUGCGGAACUUGCCCAAAUGAUGAUUGGGCGCGUAUUUCGUCAAUUCGUGCGCAAAAGUUUUUACGGCCAAAAAGCCUUUAUGAUAAACUUCGUACACGAUUCGCUUUGGCUCGACUGCCACAUGAGUGUCCUUGAGGAAUGUGUACACGAGACGCGCACCAUCAUGGAAGAAGUAGACACGUACGUGGCAAAGACAUUCCCAGGUGUUAAGUUGAAAGUUCCGCUGAAGGUUUCAGUGGACUGUGGCGUGGAUAUGUGUGCCAUGGAAUCCGUCAAGGAUGAUUUCAGCGCGCUCGCGUCACAGCAGCGAAGCAAAUCGUCAGAGUUAGAUGCACUUAUACCCGAACUUAGUAAGGAAGUUACUGACAGUGUAGAAAUUACGGUGUAA
This is a messenger RNA of Trypanosoma brucei brucei TREU927, 4215 nucleotides long. Its product is annotated as mitochondrial DNA polymerase I protein B, putative. Gene Ontology annotation, biological process: DNA-templated DNA replication; double-strand break repair. Bases 1 to 4215 code for a protein of 1404 amino acids. The transcript has a single exon. NCBI's taxonomy places the organism in Eukaryota, Euglenozoa, Kinetoplastea, Trypanosomatida, Trypanosomatidae. The record is from RefSeq and is a predicted model, not a curated record. Gene Ontology annotation, molecular function: DNA binding; DNA-directed DNA polymerase activity.